This is a messenger RNA of Scophthalmus maximus (turbot), 5152 nucleotides long. Its product is annotated as B-cell receptor CD22-like. The transcript has 15 exons. The record is from RefSeq and is a predicted model, not a curated record. Lineage: Eukaryota; Metazoa; Chordata; Actinopteri; Pleuronectiformes; Scophthalmidae. Bases 1351 to 4317 code for a protein of 988 amino acids.
GACAUCGAUAAUUAGGCCUCCAUUAUAUCUUUGCAGAAUCCUGGGGUAGAGCGGGCAGUCUGAUGAGCCACGCCACAGGCCUAGUGUAGGUUCGGUCCUUCACUUGGACGAAUGCAUUCCUCAAUCUGCCAUUUGCUCCGGGCAUGGUGUCCUUCACUGUUCCCACUUGCCACAGGGCUCUUGGAGUUUGUUGAUCUAUGAUGAGGACUAUAGUGCUGAUGGUGAUGUUUUUUUUCUCUGUAUUCCAUUUCUGCGGUGCUUGCAAAGUAGGCAGGUAAUGCUGUAUGAAGUGUCUCCAUAAGUGAUUGGCCAGGACUUGAGUGUGUCUCCACCUCUUGCGGCUGAGAAGCUCUGAUUCUGGGUAGACCAUUUGUGGCAGGGAGGAGUACGGCCGCCCUAUCAGCAGGGAGUUGGGUGUGAUAGGAUCCGGGUUGGCCGUGUCAGACGAAACACAGCCCAGUUGAGGAUGCCCUCCACUUCAACCAAGACAGUCCUCAACACCUCCUCUGUCACUGAUUGAUUUCCCAAUGUGUUGUGAAGGGCUGUCUUUACCGAUUGCACCUCUCUUUCCCACAAUUGAAGCGGAACUGGAUCUGUUCUGCUGCCAACUGGUCUCGGAGUGCAAGUUUUGAAUGUUUCAUGCAGUUCCCUACUUCCUCCUUUAAAGUUAGUGCCCUUAUCCAAUAAGAGCUCAAAGGGCUUUCCUCUGCGAGUGAUGAAACGUCAGAGUGACAUUAGUAAUUAAUAAUCAUCCAUACAAGUUAGUAGGUCUAAGUAGACCAACCGUGUGGUCAGACACUUGUACAGGAUACCCACCCUCUUCUCAUUCUGUCACCCCACUUUGACAAGCAUGAGGCUGAAACAGUCCAUGCCGGUUGUAUAGAAAGCAUGUGGAAGAGCCUCGAACUUGAGGGGUAAAUCUACCAUACUUGCUACCUCUGGUUGACUUCUCCAGUUCCUGCAGUCUGGACUGAUGUACUGCUUCCUCAAUAUCCAGUUCUUCCUGCGCAGUUCAGCAAAUUAACCCUCAGAACCAGGAUGAUGCAGCUGGUUGUGGUAAUCAUAUCACCACCUACUGGUCACAUGAAUUAACCCUUGUUAUCCAGUCCCACAUAGUGGACACAGGAGGCAUGUACGAUGCUACACACUCCUCGCAGGAACAAGCAUCUUUCUCUUUUGUGCAUUGUCCAAUGGUUGAGAAAGUGUACAGCUGUGUCAACUGGCUAGCUCUGAUAAAUCUCUUUGAUUUCUCUCUCUGUCCUUUUUAAGACACUGAAAUGAUGCGAUAAAAUAUGUUUUUUCCUGGUGUGACGGGGCUGAUACAAGUUUGGUCCCGACAGUGUCACUAAAAUGAGAGCGGCAGCUACUAUGAGUGUAAGGGCAGCAGCGACUCGAUUUGUUGUCCUUCUUCUCACUGUGCCAGUUGCAGUGGUGCUGAGUCAAAGUGAAUGGAGUGUGACUUACGAUACCCACAAGUUUCAAGUUCAUCACACUGUUGAUGGUGAGAUCUGUGCCUCUAGAGGAUCAACAGUGAACAUUCGCUGCACCUAUAAUUACCCAUCUGAUCACAAAGGAACAGUGUCAGAUUUAUUCUGGUUCAUAAAAGAAAGUGAGGAGGCUUAUGCGGAUCUGAAAACAGACCCGCAGUAUUCAGGUCGUGUGGAGUACACCUGUGCAGACAACAGGUGCACUCUGAGCAUCAGUGACGUGAGACAGAGCGACUCAGCUGAGUACAAGUUCAGGUUCAAAACAACCGAACCUGGAGGGACUUGGAGUGGUUCACCUGGAGUCACUUUGUCUGUUAAAGAUUUGGAGGUGAAGGUGUUAAAACUAUUCGACGAACCUGGUGAAACAAGGCUCCGGUGUCAGGGUCAGGGCAAUUGUAAUCUUGAUACCGGGCUGACGUUCUACUGGUACAAAAAUGAUACGUUUUUCAAGGAAGAUGCAUUGUCUGUCCCAAAUUUUUAUCCUGGAGAUAGAGUUUCCUGUGCCAUUAAAGACUACCAGACUUCUCGCUCCCCGACAGCAUUGGUGCAGGCUCGGUAUGGAUGGGAUGUGAGUUACGCUUCUACUGAGAUCUGUGCCUUCAGUGGAUCAACAGUGAACAUAACCUGCUACUACAGAUACCCAGAAUAUGUGAAUGGCGUCGCGUUAAAACAGCAGACAGGAUUCUGGUUUAAAAAUGACAUGAAGAAUGUGGAUCUGAGUAAAGAUCCGCAGUAUUCAGGUCGUGUGAAGUCUGUCUGUAAAAACUUUGAGUGCUGUCUGACAAUCCGUAACCUGACGACGAAUGACUCAGCAGAGUACAAUUUCGGGUUCACAACAGAGAGACAUAGAGGGACUGUUAUUGGUUCACCUGGAGUCACGGUGUCUGUCAAAGACCCUCAGCUCCAGGUUCACAUAAGGAGAUCAAUGCACAUUGGCAUUUGGACAGAGCUGACAUGUCACAGCAGAUGUACGCAUCCUCGUCAUCCGUUCUUCUGGAUCGACAAAGACAACAAAGUUAAAGGGGAAAAAGAAUAUAUUCUCCUAAAACAUAUUGCAUCUGCAGCCGGUUAUUACUGUGCUAUAAAAGAAGGAAAAAAUGUACGUUUCCGUUCUCCUUCUGUGUCUGCUCCAGAGGUUUUCGUUGUGUCGACGACUCCCUCUGGUGACAUAGUGGAGGGCAGCUCAGUGACUCUGACCUGCAGCAGUGAUGCUCACCCAGCGGCGAAUUACACCUGGAACAAGAAAAAUGAAAGCGAAGAAGUUCAACUUCUCCGUGAAGGGACUCAGUUUGCUUUCAGCUCCAUCCAGUUGUCAGAGUCUGGAGUGUAUCACUGCACAGCUGAGAAUGAGCUGGGAAGGAAUUCAAAAGACAUUUUUAUUGAUGUGAAAUAUGCUCCCAGGUCUCCCUCCGUGUCAGUGAGUCCCACUGGUGAGAUAGUGGAGGGCAGCUCAGUGAAUCUGACCUGCAGCAGUGAUGCUAAUCCAGCAGCCAAUUGUACCUGGUACAAGAACCAUACCAGGAUUGGAGAACCGAAAAACAUUUAUCAUUUCACUGGCAUCAGCUCUUGGGACAGAGGGGUUUACCACUGCAAAUGUGAGAAUAAACAUGGACACAACUCGACAUCGAAAUCCAUAGAUGUCCUUUAUGCUCCCAAUCUUCCCUCGGUGUCAGUGAGUCCCAGUGGUGCGAUAGUGGAGGGCAGCUCAGUGACUCUGACGUGCAGCAGUGAUGCUAAUCCACCAGCUGAUUACACCUGGAACAAGAAAAAUGAAAGGAAAGAAUUUCACCUUCACCUUGAAGGGACUGGGUUUGAUUUCAGCUCCAUCCAGUCGUCAGACUCUGGAGUGUAUCACUGCACAGCUGAGAAUGAGCUGGGAAGGAAUUCAACAGACAUUAUAAUUGCUGUGAAAUAUGCUCCCAGGUCUCCCUCCGUGUCAGUGAGUCCCAGUGGUGAGAUAGUGGAGGGCAGCUCAGUGAGUCUGACCUGCAGCAGUGAUGCUAAUCCAACAGCCAAUUGUACCUGGUACAGGAACCAUACGAGGAUUGGGGAACCAAAAAACAUUUAUCAUUUCACUGCCAUCAGCUCUGGGGACAGAGGGGUUUACCAAUGCAAAUGUGAGAAUCAAUAUGGAUACAACUCGAUAAUGAAUUCCUUAGAUGUCCUGUAUGCUCCCAAGAUUCCUUCCGUGUCAGUGAGCCCCAGUGGUGAGAUAGUGGAGGGCAGCUCAGUGACUCUGACCUGCAGCAGUGAUGCUAAUCCACCAGCUGAUUACACCUGGUACAAGGAGAACGAAGACUCACGGAAAGCAUCAGCGCAGAUCUUCACCAUCGCUGACGUCAGAGUUGAAAACGGUGGGAAUUAUUCCUGUUUUGCCCAGAACACACAAGGAUGCCACAAUUCCACCGUACGACUGAUGGUUAUUGCAGCCUCCCCAGGUGCUUGGAAAUCAACGGUCAUUGGAAUUAUCUCUGCUGUUUUCCUCGGAAUAAUGCUCCUCUUUGCUUUCUUCCUGAUAAGAGAACUGAGGGCCUCUAAGCAAUCAUCCCAACCUGGAUACGGACCUGGCAGUGAGCAGGGUGACUUUCACUCUGCCACUUUCCACUUCUUGAAGAACCAGACAGAUGCUGUCUUCUACAACAUCGGACCAGGUGGAGCCAGCAGAUACGAGGAUGAGGAUGAUGAUGAUGAUGAUGAUGAUGAUGAUGAGGAGGAUGAGGAUGAGUUUGCGUACGCUGCUGUCACCUUUAAAAGUUUUGCCCCGAGCAGAGGUCAGGACACUGGAGAGGAUCCAGCCAAGUUGUACAGUACAGUCAAGAAAAACUUCUGAUCUAUAGACCGACGUCUGCGGACUGAAAUAUCUCAACAACUAGUGGAUGGAUUUACACAGAAGUUUGUACUAUUCAUGAUCCCGACAGGAUGAAUCCUUCUGACUUUGGUGAUUCCCCUGACUCUAGUGUCCCUUUUUAGUGACAUGUCUUUUGGAAUUAUUGGAUUAAUUUCCCCCGAAAAUAAAUCCUACAUACUUUAAAUAUAUCAACAACUCAAACAAUUUAAAACUUGCAGCUACAAACUUGACAAUUACCUGCUGAAUGUAUCAGAUGACAAACAGCCUUUCAGCUUGUACUUUGCUUUUCGUAAUAAAUUGAAUCCAUGAAUAAAAUAUGCUGUUUAAAAGCAUAUUUGUACAGAGCCCCUGUAAGUUUCCACAGGUGUAUUUUUAUUUUAUUUUUGUGUGCCAAAGUUAAAAACUUGUUCACAUGCGAUAUAUAUGUUGUAGGAACAAGUUAAUAUGUGCAUAUUAAAAACAUAAUUGGCUGAUGAAAACCUUGUAAGAGUUUGUUGUUUUAAAACAAACAUUAUGAGACUUAGUUGUAGUGGCAAAUAGUUUUACUGACAGGGAACCACUUCCACGAUCCUGUUUGUAAAAUCCUCUUUUUCUGCACCCUUUUUCAUUAUUCCCAACACCACAACAGGUUUUAUUUGGUUGUGAAUCUCGCUAUCUUUUUUAUUUCUAUUAUCAUCUCUUUUGGUUUGCAAUGAAUAUUUUUUAUCUUCAUCCCAUUUAAUUGUUUACAAUUGUCCCUGUUUUGAUCUGUAUAUAUAUAUUUAUUUUUACUCCUGUAGUAGUUGGUAGAAAAAUUAAAAAGUGAAGUUAUCUACAA